AUGCCCUCCGUCCCUCUCCGGAUCCGUCGACCCGUCUCGUCCCGGACACGUCAGUCCCGCAAGCCCGGCAAGGCGUGCGUUGCUGGCCCUGGUUGGCGAAGGGAGGGAUCGCCACCACCCCCUCCUCCAGACUCGGCAUACAUAUCGAUGGCUGUCGGGGGCCUUCAGUCACCACCCGGCCAUGGCCGAGCCAAGGGCUGGUUCCACUCUGGGGCUGCCGCCGGGCCAACCGCCGGCGCCGCCUCUCCAAAUCACAUAACACCCUACAUUGUUACGUGUGAGGGCGCAGAUAUGACAGGCGCCAAGUCCACGAUGGCAAUUGGAGCCACUGAAAAGACAUAA
Gaeumannomyces tritici R3-111a-1 is the source of this 342-nucleotide messenger RNA. RefSeq lists its product as hypothetical. The transcript has 2 exons. NCBI's taxonomy places the organism in Eukaryota, Fungi, Ascomycota, Sordariomycetes, Magnaporthales, Magnaporthaceae. The record is from RefSeq and is a predicted model, not a curated record. The coding region runs from base 1 to 342 and encodes 113 amino acids.